Molecule: messenger RNA, 674 nt
Organism: Magallana angulata
Lineage: Eukaryota; Metazoa; Mollusca; Bivalvia; Ostreida; Ostreidae
Exons: 7
Coding region: 299-601 (100 amino acids)
Source: RefSeq, a predicted model, not a curated record
GGGUAACCACUUAAUUCAACCGAUCCCUGUUCUUUUUAGAUAGACAACUGAAGUGCUUUUUUAUGGGAAAAUUACACAAAAUUGGACUUAUUUGUCACCACAAUUUUUCCUGCGACAAAUAAACGCUGGACUCUUCUUACGUCACCAGAUAUUGCGUGUCCAAGGGGAUUCUGCUACUGAAAAUAAUCGACCAUUCCAUCAUAUAAAAACUUGACACCUCUCUUUGGAGCUCACAUUCCAGGAGACAGUCUAGUAAAUACUUUCUCAUUUCAGUAGUUUUACAGGAAUUAUCUAGGCCAUGAAGAUUUUAUUUGCUUUAGCUGUUUUUAUGCUGGUCAUCCUUUUUACAGAAGGAAAAUUGGAUAAGGCAACAAAACCUGUGCAAAGUUUCAGGAGCACGUCAUCAAAAGGAAACCUGUCUCCAUUUCUUAGAAAAAUCCGCAGUACACAUGGUUUAGAGCAGGAAUUGCUAACGACAAGCGAUGACAAACAAGAGGAAGAGGUAGACGAGGUUGGAACCAAGUUAAUGGAUGAGUUCAUGUUGUUUCUGUCACUGAAAGAAACUGGGUUGCUUGACAUGUGCCUGUCGUCAAUGAAAUGAGGACAACGAAUUCAGUGAAUGAUUAUUAUAUGUAGAUCUAUCAUUGUUAUAAAUAAAACCUAAUUAUACUAGU